Molecule: messenger RNA, 2562 nt
Organism: Fusarium redolens
Lineage: Eukaryota; Fungi; Ascomycota; Sordariomycetes; Hypocreales; Nectriaceae
Product: Alpha/Beta hydrolase protein
Exons: 4
Coding region: 1-2562 (853 amino acids)
Biological process (GO): lipid catabolic process
Molecular function (GO): triacylglycerol lipase activity; zinc ion binding
Source: RefSeq, a predicted model, not a curated record
AUGUUACCAAAGUUUAUCACGAAUAUUCUUAUUUCAGGCGCUGUUGUUGCCGCUGCCACUCAAGAACCCCUCCAGCCUAAUCGAUGCGACGUUACCUGCCAGCUUGCAUAUCGUAAGGCUCUCGCUCUUGAGUCCAGCCGCUGGGUCAACCAGAAUGUUUCCACAGACGACUUUUACUCCAACCCAUCCAAUCUCUCCGAAUAUUCUGCUGGUGAUCUUGUGAAAUGGGAAAAUGUUCCCGCUGAUCAAGCCUCCAAGAGGUGGACCCUUCCCGGAGGAGUAUCCAUGUCUCGGUUCUUCUAUAUUACCGAGGACAUUGACGGAAAGCCCAUUCCAGCCACAGGCUUUGUCUUGACUCCUUACUCCAACCCACUUGGUAACGACAAACCUUUCCGUACGCUUGUCUGGACCCAUGGAACUGCUGGUGGCACGCGUCAAUGUGCGCCAUCAAACCAUCGCGCUCUCUACUAUGAGUGGUCAGGGCCUUUUGCUCUUGUUCAACAAGGCUAUGUUGUGAUUGCCCCCGACUAUGCUGGUCAAGGCAGUGACAUCCCUCAGGGCUUCAUGUAUGAGUCUGGUGCACUACAUGCUGGAGACGUCAGCUUUGGACUCCAGGCUGCCCGCAAAGCUCUUGGAAAGCGCAUCACUAAGGAAUGGGUCGUUAUUGGCCACAGUGAGGGUGGUUUGACUGCAUGGAGAACUGGUGAGCGAGAGGCAAAGCCUGGCAAAGCAACCGGCGGCUUCCUCGGUACCGUUGCAAUUGCCCCAGCUCUCCAGCCCAUCAAGCUUAUCCCCGAAUCCUUCCGCCGGGCAAAGGGAGGCCCAGCUGGCGAUGUUGUCUCUAUCUUCCUUUUACAGUCUAUCUCGCGCCUCUUCCCCUCGAUCAAGGUCGAAGACUACGUCACCGACAUUGUUCUCAGCCGCAUCGCCCUUGCAGACCAGGGUUGUCUCGGCACAGGAGGUACACUCUAUGGUAGCCUGACCGUGGAACAACUGUACAAGAACACCAGCUGGAUCGAGCAUCCCGACUUCAUUGACUGGCAGAAGCGUUACAACGGCGCUGGAGAACACCCUCUAGCAGCUCCCAUGCUUGUCAUCCAGGGGGAUGCUGACAUUCUGACGUACGCCGAAUAUGCCGAAGAGGACUUCAACGCCACUUGCAAGAAGUACCCUGAGUCGACUGCUGAGUAUAGGCUUUACCAGAAGACGGAUCAUGGUCUUGCUCUUUCGGUUUCCCAGGCUGACUUUUUCCCAUGGAUUAAGGAUCGCUUCAACAAGGUCAAGUUGAACAAGGGCUUCUCUCAGGUCCCUGUCAGCAUGGAUACCUCGUCAUUGAUGCUGGCCCUCCAGCUCCAGCAGCAAGACUUGGACCUAUGGGAACAGUCCAAAAAAGGAAAGCAGCGCGAGGGCGAGCUUGAGUUAAUGACGGCUCAGAUAUCCGAUCAGGUGUUGGCCCUCAGUAUUGCAAGAGCUGUUGAGUCAGAUGGUCAGGUCAUCAGAGAAGCUCAGUUGGCAGAGGAGCAGGCUGCAAGAGAUCGUGAAUACGCCGUCAGACUUUCAGAGGAUCCCAGUGCAGCAGCCAGAUCAGUCGCCGAAAAGGGAAAGCCAGCACAAACAGAUGAGGUGGAGGAUGAUUUGAUUGACAUCUUGAGGUCCAUGAAUCUGGGUCGAUUUGAUAGCUCAAUGUCGGGCCAACCCGAGUCGUCGAGCUGGGCAUCAUCGCGCAAGCCGCCUCAAACACGGGAAUGCAUUGCCUGCAACGACCGAUUUCCACCUCUUGCACUCUCAAAAUCCCCGUGUUCUCACGACUAUUGUCGAGAAUGCCUUGUUGGUCUGAUUCGUUCGUCGCUCCAGGAUGAGACUCUAUUCCCUCCACGAUGCUGUGGCCAGAAUAUUCCCAUCAAACAAGGGCGUUGGCUGUCGCCGGAGCUCGUUGGGCAGUUCCAGGCCAAGAAGCUGGAGUUCGACACCCCAAAUCGCACUUAUUGCAGCGAGCCUUCCUGCUCAACGUUUAUACCGCCUGCUUUUAUCGCUGGUGAUAGAGCUACUUGUCCUAAGUGCAAUCAAAGGACUUGCAUUCACUGUAAGGGGUCGCAUCAUAUCGGUGUCUGCCCUAGUGAUAACGCCUCGCAGCAAGUCUUGCAGCUUGCGGCUCAGAACGGCUGGCAGCAGUGCUAUAAUUGCCGAAGACUCGUUGAGUUAAACUUUGGAUGCUACCAUAUAACCUGCCUUUGUAGAGCCCAGUUUUGCUAUAUCUGCGGCGAGCGCUGGAAGACUUGUCGCUGUCCACACUGGGAAGAAAGGCGCCUGGUGCGAAGGGCCAAUGUUAUUGUUGACCGAGAUGAUUAUGCCGGCAGGAUGAACCCGAGGGCACGACAGGCCCGCAUUGAACAGGAAAGGUUAAAUCUGCUGGAGAACCAUGAAUGCACACACAGAACUUGGAACUGGCGUGGUGGUCGUCACCGGUGCGAGGAAUGUCGCGACGUCCUUCCUCACUAUAUCUUUGAGUGUCCUCAGUGCCAUGUUAUGGCUUGCAGGCGAUGUCGAUUUAACCGGUUUUGA